Molecule: messenger RNA, 1406 nt
Organism: Oryza brachyantha (malo sina)
Lineage: Eukaryota; Viridiplantae; Streptophyta; Magnoliopsida; Poales; Poaceae
Product: ATP synthase mitochondrial F1 complex assembly factor 2
Exons: 4
Coding region: 23-982 (319 amino acids)
Biological process (GO): mitochondrial proton-transporting ATP synthase complex assembly
Cellular component (GO): mitochondrion
Source: RefSeq, a predicted model, not a curated record
AGUAGCUUGGAGAGGACCAGUCAUGGCGGCGGCGGCGCUCGCGGGCCGGCGGCUGCUCCUGCAGCGAUGCGCGGCGGGGGGGAGGUGCCGGCUGCUGGGGACGGCGGCGGAGGCCUCGUCCUCUCCGGGAGGGAGCGAGGAGGCGGGCGGGGCCGCAGGAGGGGACGAGAUCUACCUGAAGAAGCCGGCGGCGGCAGUGACGACGCGGGACGAGACCUCGGUGGCGAUGCCGAUGUCGUUCAUGACGGGGUCGGUGGUCGGGAAGCGGUUCUACCGCGAGGCCACCGUGCGGCGCGCCGACGACGGGAACGGGUGGACGGUGAUGCUCGACUACCGCACCCUCAAGUCGCCGGCGAAGCGGCCGCUCAAGCUGCAGUCGCGGACGCUCGCCAUGGCCAUCGCGGCCGAGUGGGAGUACCAGGAAUCAGAUGGAAUCCGGCCUUUUACGAUGCCUCUUAUGAAGCUUGCUUGCACUGCACUGGAGCGAGUUCCGUUGACACGAAAAAGGAUAAUUGAUAAUUUGAUGAAGAAAUUUCAUCAAGAUUUGGUAUUUUGCCGUUCGCCUGCCGAUAAUGAGCUGACUGUAGGAGUUCAUCAAAGACAACAGGAGAAAAUUGACCCAAUACUAGACUGGGUAAACACUGAGUUUGGGUUCAAACCUGUUGUAUACACAAGCUUUUUUGGUGGACACCAAGAUGAGGGGUUAGCUAAGGCUGUAGAAACUGUUUUGAAGAAUACCACUGACUUUGAGUUGGCAUCUAUUGAUGCUAUGGCAGCAGCAGCCCAUUCCUUGGUAAUCCCUCUUGCAAUAUUCAGAGGGCGGCUGGGAAUUGAGCAGGCAAUUGAAUUGAUCAGGCUUGAAGAAGAUCACCAGGUUGAUCGAUGGGGCUUGGUUGAAGGAGGACAUGAUGUUGAUAUUGCUGAUCUUAAAGUGCAAAUGUCUUCAGCUGCUGUGUUUCUUUUACUCUCAUGGCAACUAUAAUUGCUUUCAAUAGUCAAUCUACAAACUGGUUUGUUCUUCUUUGUUCAAUUUCGAGAUUGUAUCAGCUUCUAUAUGAAGAGUUGUAGAAUAAGACUUCCCUGCAGAUGGUUAAUAGGGGAACAAAGCUCCAGUGUUUAAUCGGUGCUAUUGUUGGCUUCUGGUACAAGUUGAGAAUAGUAUGUUGUACUUGAAACCUAACUUCGUUGAGGAAUGUCAGAACUUUUGUGAAACUACUUUUGCAGCCGGCAGCAAUUCUGGCAAUAGCAAUAGCAUCUCUCUGCUACUGCACUGUCUGGUAGACUGUAGCGUAACAUUUCAGCUCAGUUUUGGUUUGGAUGUGAAGUGAGCUGUACUGUAACAAACUGGAUCACUAUUCAGACUUGUUAAACCGGCUAUAUAAGUUCUGGUUUGGAUUGUUAUUUCU